AUGGUCUUUACCACAAAGGCAGUCAUCGCGUCCUUUGGCGGCAAGCUUCUGAAGCUCAGUCACAAGGCCACUUCGACCAGAUGUGAGAUGGCUUUCAACCUCUAUCUUCCCCCGCAGGCCUUUGAGGAUCCGCCGAGGAAAAUUCCCGUCAUGAUCUAUCUAUCUGGCCUGACAUGGGGCCUCAACAUUCCAGGAGAGAACGAUAGCUGGGACUUUGGCACGGGUGCCGGGUUCUACGUAGACGCCACCCAAAAGCCUUACAAUGAAUCGUACAAUAUGUACACGUACGUGAGAGAGGAGCUGCCCAAUGUGGUUUUCCAGCACUUUCCCCAGCUGGAUCCCGAGAGGGUCAGCAUCACGGGCCACAGUAUGGGCGGCCACGGAGCUUUAAUGUUGUACCUUCGCAACCCCGGGAAAUACCGAUCUGUCUCUGCGUUCGCGCCGAUUUGUAACCCUAUCAACUGCCCUUGGGGCCAAAAGGCCUUUUCAGGUUAUCUCGGAGAGAAUUACCAGGACCUAUGGAAAGAAUACGAUUCUACUGAAUUGGUGAAAGGAUGGAAAGGUCCCUUGAAAAUGCUUAUCGACGUAGGUACUGGCGAUAAUUUCUACAGGCAAGGCCAACUUCUUCCCGAAAACUUCGAGAAAGCAGUCACUGAAGCUGGAGUCAAGGGUCUACAGAUACGCUAUCGGCCAGACUACGACCAUAGCUACUACACAAUGGCGUCAUUCUCGGAUGACCACGUUGCGCAUGCGGCAAAAUAUCUUGUAUAG
Molecule: messenger RNA, 771 nt
Organism: Aspergillus pseudonomiae
Lineage: Eukaryota; Fungi; Ascomycota; Eurotiomycetes; Eurotiales; Aspergillaceae
Product: putative esterase
Exons: 4
Coding region: 1-771 (256 amino acids)
Biological process (GO): formaldehyde catabolic process
Cellular component (GO): cytosol
Molecular function (GO): S-formylglutathione hydrolase activity
Source: RefSeq, a predicted model, not a curated record